CAGUUUUUGUCAUGUAUAUUGAAUCAAUUUCAUCAUCAUUUUAAUUUAUUUAAAGCCAUUAUAUCGAAUGUUUGUAACAAAAAAUUUCAUUUCAUCGAUUCAUUGUUUUAUCAAUAUUCGGAAUGGAUCGUGUUUCAAAAAGGAUAAAAUCUAACCAAAAAUGCAAUCAUUCUGUGAAUAAUUCUAACAAAACCGUUUCAACUUCAAAUAAUAAAAUUAUACCCAAAACACAAACUAUUCGAAAUUCCAAAGUCUCUGAAGAAACCGAACACAAUCAUGAAAAAAUUGUUUCAAUUCAAUUAAAUUCAAUUUUGACAACCGAUGAUCAUGUCAUUCGUCCAUCAAAUGUUGAUGAGAAAGAUAAAGAGAAAUCAAAUCAUUCUGAAAAAAGUGAUGAAACAUCCGAUUCAACCACAACAACACAAUUCGAACUAUCAAAAGGACAUUCAAUAUGUCCGAUUAUUAGUCGAUAUAAAAUUGAAAGCAUUUCUACUAUAAAACCAUUUAGUCCUUUGAACGAUAUUUUAAAUGAGAGAAUCAAAAAUGCAUUUAUAAAUGGUAUCGAUGAUGAUGAUGAUGAUGAUGAGGAUGUAGAUGAAGAACAAGAUACGAUUGUUGUCCAACCUUUGAUAAAAGCUUUAAAAAACAAACAAACACAACAAACAAAUGUCUCUUCAUCGCCAAAUAUCAAUUUCAAAAAAUGGGCCGAUGCUUUCAACAAUGAUCUGCAAAAUUGUCUGCCAUCAGCGGAUGAUUCUUUUCAGAAUUCUAGUUUUGAUCGUGAUCAAAAUUUCGUCAAUUGUUCAAGUAACAAUGUUAUUAAUUCUACUAAUGAAAAUGAAAGAAUAGAUGAUAAUUUAUCAAUUUUGGAAGAUAAAAAUCCUUGUCCAAAUGAAACAACAAUUAUAUCAGAUACAAGCUGCAAUUUUUCUAAGCAACUAUCAGAAAAGCAUUUAAAAAUUACAAGAAAUAAACCACCUGUACAAUCAACACCAUUACCUGAAAUCCAACGUCGAGCAUUAAAACGAUUUUCACAAUUAGAAAUUGCAAACCAUACGAUCACGAAACCAUCUUUCAAUGAUUCAUUGAAUGAUUAUUUCGAUAACAACGGGGAGGAUAUUGAAUACAGAGAAUUAAUCGCCGAACAAGAAUCAUCACAAAAUAAGAUGGACAAAUUUUGUGACCAAUCAGAACAGCAAAAUUUAUUAGCCGAAAAAAUUACAUUAAGAAUACCUCAAUCAUUACUACUUAAUAAUAAUAGUUAUAGAUCAUUGACACUUGAACAAAUCAUUGCCCAAUUGAAUACACACACAAAUGAUUUUUAAAAAUACAUGCUUUAUUAUUAUUUUUAAUUUAAUUUGUAAAAAUUAAUAUUCGUUUGUUAUCCAAUUCCAUCUGUAGAGAUAAUUUUUUUUUAUCAGAUUCAUCAAAUUCAAUAAUAAUAAUUCAAAUUCAAAUAAUGA
This is a messenger RNA of Dermatophagoides farinae (American house dust mite), 1463 nucleotides long. The record is from RefSeq and is a predicted model, not a curated record. Lineage: Eukaryota; Metazoa; Arthropoda; Arachnida; Sarcoptiformes; Pyroglyphidae.